GCGGCGGCGCUGGGGGAGGGGCGGCGUCAGCGCGUCGCCGGCUGGGCCGCGCCGGUGGCCAGGAGGGAGCGAGCAGGAGGAGGAGGAGGUUGAUCUGCAUUAGCCUGAUUCACCAUAUGUUGAGAGACGUCACUAUAUUUGGAUCAUCAGAUUCUGAGAAGGUUUGAAAGAAGGACCAAUGAGUAUUCUCAUCAUUGAAGCGUUCUAUGGAGGGUCGCAUAAACAGCUGGCGGACCUGCUCAAAGAAGAGCUUGAAGACUGUGUCCUUUAUACCCUUCCUGCAAAGAAAUGGCAUUGGAGAGCGCGGACAUCAGCAUUGUAUUUUUCUCAGAAUAUUCCCAUCAGUAGGCAUUACAGGAUCCUCUUUUCGAGCUCAGUGCUUAACCUGACUGAACUGGCUGCCCUUCGGCCUGACCUUGGGAAAUUGAAAAAGAUUCUGUACUUCCACGAGAACCAAUUGAUAUAUCCUGUCAAGAAAUGUCAGGAGAGGGAUUUUCAAUAUGGAUACAACCAAAUUCUCUCAUGCCUGGUGGCUGAUGUGGUGGUAUUCAACUCAGUUUUUAAUAUGGAGUCAUUUCUCACUUCUAUUGGGAAAUUUAUGAAGUUGAUUCCUGAUCACAGGCCCAAGGACCUGGAAAGUCUCAUCAGACCCAAGUGCCAAGUUAUUUACUAUCCCCUCAAGUUCCCUGAUGUGAACAGAUUCCUGCCGAAGCACAAAGCAGCCCAUUUUCAGAAGAUGCUGAGCCUUAAAGGAAAUGUGAGUGUUACUCCGUCCAUGGCCCCCUUACAGCAGGAGCAGAAAAGUUCUGAGAAUGUAUUGAAGAAUUUUAUCUCAGAAUCUGGGCCUUGUGAUACUGCGCAACAGGAAAACCUGAGUAGCUCAGUAAUGCAAGAGUCAGACUUGAAAACAUGCGACUCAGCAAAUAAUGCAAGUUCUCAUCAGAGGCAAGAUAAACAAAAUCUGACUCUUAAUCCCUGUGACCUUUUGGGUGGAGUUGAUGACCAGCAAAGACCAUUGCAUAUUGUCUGGCCUCACAGAUGGGAGCAUGAUAAAGAUCCUGAGAGAUUUUUUAAGGUAUUAAUGCAUCUUAAGGAUCUGCAACUCAACUUCCACGUUUCUGUUCUUGGAGAAACCUUCUCAGAUGUCCCAGAUAUAUUUUCAGAGUCCAAAAAGGCACUGGGAUCGUCUGUCUUACACUGGGGCUACUUAGCCAGCAAAGAUGACUAUUUCCAAGUACUGUGCAUGGCUGAUGUUGUCAUCUCAACAGCUAAGCAUGAAUUCUUUGGAGUAGCAAUGUUGGAAGCUGUGUACUGCGGUUGUUAUCCACUCUGUCCCAAAGAUUUGGUUUAUCCUGAAAUAUUUCCAGCUGAAUAUCUGUAUUCUACACCUGAACAGCUCUCAAAAAGGCUCCAGAAUUUCUGCAAGAGACCAAAUAUUGUAAGAAAACAUCUCUAUAAGGGUGAACUGACUCCGUUUUCUUGGGCAGCCCUACAUGGUAAAUUCAGGUCUCUGCUUACUGCAGAACCUAGGGAAGAUUUGUGACAGAUGGGGCUAAGUCGCAAACUUGCAGCCUAAGGCAGAAUCUGUAGAACUUUCCAGAGUGUGCCCAUAUUUACCUGAUCAGAGAGAAAAGAAAAUCUGCAGAGGAAGCUGAGCCUGGCUGCUUGUCAUAGCUGACACAGAGCCAUCUGCCACAAACCUGUGGCGGCUUCAGAUCUCCAAUCCCUGCCACCACCCCAACUCAAAUUAAAUACAGAUUCCUAGAGACGUUAUGAUGGUUACACAUGUCCUCGGCAUCACAUGGAGGAGACUGUUCAAAAAAAAAAAAUAUGUGGCCUGUUGUAUAACCGCACUCAUGUAUCCCAUAUGUGGUGCCACAUUGAAUUUCCGGUUGAAUCCGUUUUUAUCCUUUGUACUGGAUGACAUGGUGCCUGAAUUCUUUCUCUUCGCCGACACGAUGGCAGCCAAACUGCAGCUUCAAAAGCUCUCACUUGGCUGCGUUUCUACCUAGGUUGCCAGGUUAUCAUCGGAGCCUUCUUGUGUCCUCAAAGGGCCACAGGGUCUGAAAGAAGAAGCAGAAUGCCACCAGACGGAUUGGGCGGCAUCUCAGAACUGUGUGUGGGCAAAGGGCUGCUUUAGCACUUUUAGCAAAUUAAUGGCUCUCUGGCACAGGGGGCUUUAAGUGAAGGUAUUAAUAAGGGGCCUGGCAGGUAGUCCCAUGAUUCACAGUUACAUUUGCAUUUAAUUUAUCUCAAAGAAAGUUGUGAGAUAAACAGCUGUAAUUCGGACAAACAGAGGAAAUACACAAAGUGGGGCCCUCUCAUCCAUAAAAUGAACAUUGAGAUACUUGUUUUCAUUUUUUCCAGGGAUAAAAAUAGAGAAAUAAAAAUACUCCUAACAAAAGCAGUAAUUUCAAUGUAAAUAGUCCUGGAAAAUAUUUGCAUCCAGCUACACACGUAAUCUUUUCAAGAUAAAAGAUUAUGAUUCCAAUAGUAAAGCUGCUGUAUUUGUUGAUGUGGAGAUGUUUUGUACGGCUAGAUUGUAAAAUAAAUUUUUAAUAAAGUG
This is a messenger RNA of Sorex araneus (European shrew), 2566 nucleotides long. It is a transcript of the gene QTMAN, whose product is annotated as glycosyltransferase like domain containing 1. Bases 179 to 1543 code for a protein of 454 amino acids. Gene Ontology annotation, molecular function: glycosyltransferase activity. The record is from RefSeq and is a predicted model, not a curated record. Lineage: Eukaryota; Metazoa; Chordata; Mammalia; Eulipotyphla; Soricidae. The transcript has 11 exons.